This is a messenger RNA of Sphenostylis stenocarpa, 657 nucleotides long. Lineage: Eukaryota; Viridiplantae; Streptophyta; Magnoliopsida; Fabales; Fabaceae. The record is from the annotation of a GenBank genome assembly.
AUGAAUUUUGCAAAUUCCCAAUUGUUUCUUCCACUCUUCUGCCUUUUCUUCGUCGUUUCUCCCUUUCGCGCUUUAGGGCAACAAAAGGAUUGGAACAGCGAAGUCACUCAACAUGGAAAUGGAGUUGGGCGCAGAGUUCUUCUGAGUUUCAAAGAGAAGCCCCCAGGAACUAACGUUACCUUUGAAUGUGCUCCUUCAGGUCCCUGUGUCCCCUGCCUCUACUCUGAGAAGGGUGAUGAGAAAUAUCGCUGCAGUGAGACUGGCUACCGAAUUCCAUUCAAAUGUGUAGAGAUUAAAGAUUCAACAAAGGAUGCAAAGAAAACUAAGUCGCGAAAAGGUAGAUCUUCUUUAGAAGUUUUUGAUGGUACUGCAGAAUCUCAGCAUGUAUCACAUGUUGCUGAAGAGUUCACUCAUUCACAAUCAGAGAGAAGACUAGCGGAGGACUCCUCGUCUUCAGAUAAUAGUUCCCAGGCUUACAUCACUUAUAGAAGCUGUAUAACCCCAGUUAAUGAAGAGAAGUUGUCAGUGCUUAAUUUUGAGGGGGUGGCAAUUUUUUUGCUGCUAAUCAGUGGUUCAAUCAUAUACCUAAGAAAAAAGAAGGCCGCAUCAAUGUCUGGUUAUGUGGCUGGAAGGGGUCAAAACAACUCUCGAUUUUGA